This is a messenger RNA of Loxodonta africana (African savanna elephant), 8507 nucleotides long. It is a transcript of the gene AMER1, whose product is annotated as APC membrane recruitment protein 1. Gene Ontology annotation, biological process: regulation of canonical Wnt signaling pathway. The record is from RefSeq and is a predicted model, not a curated record. The transcript has 2 exons. Gene Ontology annotation, cellular component: plasma membrane. Lineage: Eukaryota; Metazoa; Chordata; Mammalia; Proboscidea; Elephantidae. The coding region runs from base 1436 to 4876 and encodes 1146 amino acids. Gene Ontology annotation, molecular function: beta-catenin binding; phosphatidylinositol-4,5-bisphosphate binding.
GGGAUAUGUUAAUAGGGUAUAAAGAAUGAUACCUACCACCCAGCUUCAGAAAUAACAGGUGCUAUUUUUUUAAGACUGCUUCAUAUUUUUUUUUUUACUGUUAAAUAUAGAACUCUCUCCCUUGCUAGCCUAUGAGCUCCUGUGAGCUGAGGUCAGUGCCUAUCACUUACCGAAUGCUCAGGAGAGGUUUGUUUCAUGAAUUCCACAGAGGAGAAUACAAUUUCACAAAGAACUUUACUACUUCCACCCCCAACUCCCCCAUGCCCAGCACCAUAAUGACAACCCUGCCAGAGGUUUUAGGACUGGGGUGAAAACACCUGUGCUGUGGAAAGUAGGAUUUAGAUAGAUGAUAGGGCCUCUUUUCCCAUCGGAUUCGCAGAUAGUGUGUGUCUGUAUGAUUAUGUAUUGUAGGAGGCCUGUCCGUUGUGGGGCUAUCAAUUACAGGACUGAGUUAGAUUAUGUUGACCCUCAACAGUGUCAUGUAAAAAUAUGACCCACACAGAAAAACUCCUAACCUGAGCAAAUAGCAAUGCAUAGCUCUGCAGAUGAGUAUUUUCUCUUUCUUCUUUUCUGGCUAUCCAGCCAUUAUUUCACUGUACUUUUAAUAUUCAGUUCUGCAGAGUACUCUUGAUGGAAGCUUGGAUCACAUUGAUGAUUCAAGUGUCAAGCCAAGCAAAGGAUCAGGCAUAAAAUUAAUGUUUGCAAGACAGGGCCAAGGGCUCCAGGAGGGCCUCCUCUUAGGAGUGGAUUAUCCAAUAGACAAGGUAAGCACAGUGCUUACCUGGCUUACCAGAUCAUCUGUAGUGAAUAGUUUCACUACAGAUUAGUAAGUAAGCACAAUUAAGCCUGUGCUUACUUUGCUUACUGGGUCAUCUGCCCCUGUCAGAGAAUUUAAAAUUGUAAAGAGGCUUUGAUUCUGUAGGAGGGUGCAGUGGGCAUGGGGGAGAGACAGAUGCCAGCCAUACCUAGAAGCAGAAUCUUUGAUGUGGUGAAAAAAUAUGAAAUUGUUCACUACAGAUGAUCUGGUAAGCAAGGUAAGCACUGUGCUUACCUUGCCAUUGGACAGUCUGCCCCAUGGAGCCUCCUCUAACGAGGUCAGAGGCUAGAGUGUAACUGCCAGCCUGUCUCUACCACGAAUCCUAGUCCACAGUCUUCCACUGCAGGUGAAUAUGUUCUGUCUUAUUAUCAUGGCAGGCAAUCACAAGGCUGAUGUGCUGGCCAGGUGCGCUGGGACCACAGGGGUGCUUGCCUCUUUUUGGCACACAACAACUAUUCUGCCUCCCUUUCCCACCUUAAUUACCCCUGUCUGCUGGCGGCUACCUUACAGAGAAGGCACAGUGACCCAGCUAUGGUGCUUCCUGACCGAUGAUGUUGUAACAGUGACAGGAAGCCUGAGGCUGCAUUUCCAGAAAGUACCUGAGUUGUCCCCAUCACCAUGGAGACACGAAAUGAUGAAGCGGCUCAGUACAAGGAAGUGGCAGCCUUUGGGGACACCCAGGUCCAAGGGCCAGCAAAAGGAGCCAAGAACAAGACAGCUGAGGCAAAGGAAGGGUCAGUGUCAGAGCCACCCUCAUCCGGCCCAGGUAGGCUGAAGAAAACUGCCAUGAAACUGUUUGGUGGCAAGAAGGGCAUCUGUACCCUGCCUAGUUUUUUUGGGGGGGGACGAAGCAAAGGUUCUGGGAAAGGCAGCUCCAGGAAGGGUCUCGGCAAGAGCAAAACCCACGAUGGCUUGGGUGAGGCAGUCUAUGGCCCUGAAGAUGUUGCCAGUGAGGGAACUGACCUCACCUUACCUUUGCCUGAGUCACCCUGCAAAUUUUCCAGCUCCCAGAGCACCCAUGGGUCUUUGGAGACAGGCCCCAGAUGCAAGAUGUCUGUGCCCGGAGCCAUAGAGAAGGCUGAGGCUGAGAAGUUUCCCUCUGUGCUCAAACCAAAGAAAGUUCUGAAAGGCUUUUUCAGCAGUAUCCGCCGUCAACGGAAGGGCAAAGUCACUGGGACUGAGCAAAGUGAACCAGGGGUCAAGAUGUCUGAGGGGGCCAGAGCCAGGUCUCAUAAGCAUGUGAGCUCAGACCCUCUGCUUCACUCUGAGGAGACCCUCCAACCCUCAAGCAAGGAAGAUGCCAAAUCCCAGGAUGCCUCUGGGUCAAAAGUUUCUCCAGCACCAGAGUCUUCUCCACCAGCUACUGAGAAGAGAGCCUAUAAGGAUCCAGAAGAACCCACAGAGGUCUGUGCUUCAGCACUACAGCAGCUCAAGCUUGUCCCUGAAGCCAGUGGCCCUGAAGAGCCCCACAGUCCAGAGAAAGGGGACAAAGUGGUGGCAGGAGAGGUAAAUCUACCCAGUGGCCCUGUGGGGGAUCAACUGAGCCUCUUGUUUGGGGAUGUCACAUCCCUGAAAAGCUUUGACUCACUGACAGGUUGUGGGGACAUCAUAGCUGAACAAGACAUGGACAGCAUGACAGAUAGCAUGGCCUCUGGGGGCCAGAGGGCCAACCGAGAUGGGACCAAGCGAAGUUCCUGCCUGGUGACUUAUCAAGGAGGUGGAGAGGAGAUGGCAUUGCCAGAUGAUGAUGAGGAAGAGGAAGAAGAAGAGGUAGAAUUGGAGGAGGAAGAAGAGGAGGAAGUAAAGGGGGAAGAGGAAGAUGAUGACUUGGAAUAUCUGUGGGCAAGUGCCCAGAUGUACCUAAGGCCCAACCUGAACCUAAGCUACCAUCCCACCACAUCCCCUGGCGACCACAGCUACAUGCUCCUUGACCCGGUUCGGUCUUAUCCUGGCCUAGCCUCCGGGGACCUUUUGACUCCUCAGAGUGACCAGCAAGAGUCUGCACCCAAUAGUGAUGAAGGUUAUUACGACUCCAUCACACCCGGAUUUGAGGAUGAUUCAGGUGAGGCCCUGGGGCUUGUCCACAGGGAUUGCCUGCCCCGAGACAGCUACAGCGGAGAUGCCCUUUAUGAGUUCUAUGAGCUAGAUGACAGUCUUGAGAAUUCCCCACCUGGAGAUGACUGUCUUUAUGACCUCCAUGGUCACAGCUCUGAAAUGUUUGACCCCUUCUUGGACUUUGAACCCUUCUCUUCCUCCCGGCCACCUGGGGCAAUGGAGACAGAAGAAGAACGGCUAGUGACCAUCCAGAAACAAUUAUUGUAUUGGGAGCUUCGGCGGGAACAGCUUGAGGCCCAAGAGGCCCGGGAGGCACAUGCUAGAGAGGCUCGUGUCAGGGAUGCCCACACCAGGGAGAAAUAUGCCCAAGAAGCUCGCACCUGGGAAGCUCAUGCCAGAGAGGGCCUAGCCCAAGAGGCCUAUGCUAGGGAGGCCCAGGCCUGUGAGGCCCAUACCAGAGAGGCUCGUGCCCAAGAAGCCCAUAGUAGGGAGGCCUGUGCCCGAGAGGCCCAAGCCCAAGAGGCCCAAACCUGGCAGGAGAAGCCCAUCAUGGAAUAUCAGAUGAGGCCCUUAGGCCCAUCAGUGAUGGGCCUGGUGGCAGGGACAUCAGGGGUCUCUCAGACUUCCCACCAUGGAACCACCUCAGCUUUCCCUGCCACUGCAAGCAGUGAACCAGACUGGAGGGACUUCCGUCCUCUGGAGAAGCGUUUUGAAGGAACCUGCUCCAAGAAAGAUCAAAGUACCUGUCUGAUGCAGCUCUUUCAGAGUGAUGCCAUGUUUGAGCCAGACAUGCAAGAAGCAAAUUUUGGAGGGUCCCCCAGAAGGGCCUACCCUACUUACUCGCCCCCUGAAGAGCCAGAGGAAGAGGAGAUUGAGAAGGAAGGGAAUGCCACUGUGAGUUUCUCACAGGCCCUGGUGGAGUUCACCAGCAACGGGAACCUCUUCUCCAGCAUGUCCUGCAGCUCUGAUUCUGACUCAUCCUUCACUCAAAACCUCCCCGAGCUUCCUCCCAUGGUGACCUUUGACAUUGCUGAUGUGGAACGGGAUGGGGAAGGUGAGUGCGAAGAGAAUCCUGAGUUCCACAAUGAAGACCUUGCAGCCUCCUUGGAAGCUUUCGCUAUGGGCUACUGCCACAAACAAGCCUUCAACAACUAUCGCAGCCGAUUCUACCAAGGCCUGCCCUGGGGUGUGAGCAGCCUCCCUCGAUACUUGGGACUGCCUGGCAUGCACCCUCGGCCUCCACCUGCUGCCAUGGCUCUGAACAGGAGGAGCCGCUCCCUCGACACUGCAGAGAUCCUGGAGCUGGAGCUUUCCAGUUCCCACCUGGCUCAGGGCUACAUGGAGUUUGAUGAGCUUCAGGCCCAGCAAGAAGAUUCCAAUGAAGAAGAAGAGGAGGAGGAAAGAGAAUGGGGACGAGACAGUCCCCUGUCCCUCUACACUGAGCCCCCAGGAGCCUAUGACUGGCCUACCUGGGCCCCUUGUCCUCUCCCAGUGGGGCUAGGUCCUGCCUGGAUAAACCCUAGCCAGUUGGAUGGGCCUUCCAACCAGUCUCCAUACAGGCAGGCAACCUGCUAUGUACCUCCUGUGGCCAUGUCUAUGCCUCUGCCAGUACCAGGGCCAGAGCCAAGGGCACCCCGGGAAUCCGGGCCUCAGCUAGCUCGGCCUUCACACCUAUCCCUGCCUCUGGGCCCUUGCUAUAACCUCCAGCCACAGACCUCUCAGAAUGAGAGGGCCAGGUCUCGAGAUGUGCUGUUGCCUGUGGAUGAGCCCAGUUGCUCCUCUAGUUCUGGAGGCUUCAUCUCCAGCCCUCUGUCCCAAGCCAAGCCUGUGGGCAUCACCCAUGGCAUCCCUCAGCUGCCAAAGAUCCUGCCUGAGCCCCGACAGCCUCAGACCAUUCACUAUGGGGCUUCCAGCCUUGACCUGUCAAAGGAGGGGGCUGAGCAAGGUUCCUCUCUCUCUACCUGCUACUCCUCCGCUGUCGUGAAUGGAAACCUAGCAGAGUAGUCAUCCUCAAUUCCAGAGUAGGGGCAUCGGCCUGAGCAUGUAGGGAUCACGGGUUGGGCAGAGGGGUGGGAGGGUAAGGAUUGCUGUUUAAGUUGAAAAUCCUUUUGGCUAAGGAAAGCUCCUGAAUUUUUGCCUUUGUUUUCCCACUCCCCCCUUCUACCAUCUGUGGCCACAUUUGGCUUGGGUACAUCUUCCCAGAGAGGCUGCUGCUACACUCCUGAUUUUCUUUUUGGGAUUUCUUCUUGUGACCCAUUCAGGGCUUGGGAUACUGUAAUUUUGUACCUAUUCCAGUUGCUGAGUUAGUGAUUAUGUAUAUAGAGUGCAUCCUUGACACAAGCUGAUCCCUCCAACCCCACCCCCCCAGUGUAUGAUGGACCACUGAUGAGCAGCCAGAUCUGCAUAGGCAUUGCCUCCCACUCAGGGAUGGGGUGAUUGUUCGCUGUUAGCAAUGUGAAAUUAUGGUACAGAUUCUCCCCACCCCCACUCCUUUGGCCUUGGCAUAGCUGCCACCAUUACGUCAGAUACCUGUAAUGUAUUUGUCUCAGCUAGACAAGUAGCAUGUGUCUCACUGCUAUUGCUGUGGACUUACCAGAUGGAUGCUUUUUAACCUGGACUGCCAUAGCUUAAGCUGAAGACAAAAACUCUAAUCCCCUUAGUGGAGUGAUCAAACUCUUCCAGUUGCAAACAGAAGACAAAUCAAGGUUCUAUCAUGGACACGUCCGUAGAGUCUUGAGCUCUGGAAUGACAGGAUUUUUUAAUUCCUCUCUUAAGCCUGUGGCUGCCUAAGUUGCAGAUACUGUUGAAUUUUUUUUUUCCUCUAAAGGAAGAUUUCAUAAUCUCAUCACAAGGGACAUGUUCUUUUAAUUGAGAAACUGGAAGAGAAGUAAGGGCUGGGGUUUUUGAAAGGUGUAGUUCCUGGGUGGUGCAAACAGCUACGUGCUCAACUACUAGCCAAAAGGUUGGCCUUUCGAACCCACCCAGAGGUGCCUGGGAAGACAGACCUGGCGAUCUGCUUCCAAAAGGUCACAGCCUUGAAAACCCUAUAGAGCAGUUCUACUCAUGAGUCUACGACAACUAACAACAACAACAAGGGGAAGGAUAGAAAAAGGAGGCCCCUUUGCUUCAGACAUCAGAAGAGGGGAUUUCAGACUUUGCGUAGCUCAAGACAACCUAGCUUUUUUAGAAGGGAAAAUUGCUCCCCUCUGCCAAGCAAAAAGUUCCCUAAGUCUUGCCCACUCCUUUGUUUGGACACGGUAUAGAGGCUCCAGGCUUGCCUGGCUGAUGGCUACUGGAGCAUUCCUGGGACAGGAUACCAAAGCAUCUCGGAUGCCCUGCUAUUCUGGGCUCUCUAAGAGCAUUCAUUUUCCAAUUAGCCAAAUCCUUAGCAUCAUCAAAGGACCAGGCUUCUUGAGAAGAAAGACUGUGACUCGCCCUCACUCUGCCAAGCUGUAAGACUGAUUUGCAUGGCAGUAGCAUGUUAAAUUAGGUUGGAAAUAAUGGUGGGGAAGACCUUGCUGUCAGGAAGGCAUUUGUGAUAGGCUAAUCUUUCCAGGCUCAACCUCUCAUUAAUCACCAACAUAAGAGGGUUCCCUUUUAAUUUUUUAAUUGGAAAUGGCAUAUGAAAUAUUUUGUGCCUGGAUGUGUUAGCCCAAAUUAUGAAUCUUGCCCCGCUACUCACCUGUGCCCACACCCCACACCAUUUCAAUGCCUUUCAAGAGAAGAGGUCAACAGAGUUCUUGCCAUUCCUGAGAAAUAGCAACUUAGCUUGGGAACAGAUGUUGUUGGCCCCCUGGGUCAAGGUGACUUUGUGGGCAAAUUGCCCCUUGGCCAGGGGAUGUGUCCGAGCUGGUCUUUGUCACCAUUUCUCAGAUUGGGGUUGGCCCAGUGCCACUCCCCACAAAGAGCAGACCUGGCUGGAAGAAGCUGCACACCUGGAAGCACCAUGUGAGUUUGCAUGGCACCAACACCACCUCUCAAGGAAAUCAAACCGGCUCUCCAGGCUGACUUUGGCAGACACUGCAAAGAAGUGUAUCAGUUGUGGAGCUAGAGAAUGAAAGAAGGUGAGAAAGGCCCUCCUAACCCCAAGCCCAGCAUUAUAGGAAAAAAGUGCCCAAAUUCCAACCAUCUGGCCUCCCACCAAAGUUGCCCUGGGAAAGUGGGGCUGAAAUUGGUUUGACUGUUUGGCAGGAAGUAAACACUCACCAAAUGCCUUUACAACACGGGAAAACUCACCUCUUGCCUCCUCUGUCUUUGCUUGUCCUUCAGGGCAGCUCAAGCUCGUGUCUGCCUGUGGACUGUGCCAGCCACAUCAGGCAGUGAGCCAUCACCAGCCUCCAGCACCCACUGAAGAAGGAGAAGAGAAAAGUAGGUUGCCAGCCUUUGGCCAAGGGCGGAGAGCUGCCCUCAGGGGUAGGAAAGCAGCAAGAGGCACUGCUUCUGACGGGCUGACAUAGCCCUGACACACCUUGCUGGUUUUUGGAAGGUCACUCACAACACAGAGUAGGGCCUGGCUGAGUAAAAGUUCAUGGUUUAGUCAGCAUCACUGCCCACAAGUCCACCUGGUGACCCAUGGACAAGAUCUUCACCACCAGAAAUGGGGCAGUCAGGGUACAUGGCCGUGGAAACAGGCUGCUUUGAGUUUCACUCUAGAUCCAAGAAGGUCAUGGCAAAACCUCAGCUACAACCUAGAGGAGUAAGGAAGACUUGGCUGGGGACACAUGAUGAUUACAGGCCUGGGUGACACUGGGAGAGCCAGCCAAGCUCCAGACCUCUCUCCAAACAUAAGCUUGCUUGUCUGGCAGCAAAUAUACCCUGAAUUGCUAAAGGUAUUGGUGUCAUGUCUACCACCUCCUAUUAAAGGAAGGAAGGAGCCCCUAGGCUGUGGCCAGAUGAACAUAACAUCUCCAUUCCAGGGUACUGGGAUAAUACUUUUGGAUAUGACUUCAAGAGAAGGUAUGACUUGAGAGGAGGUGGCUGUACUCAUCUUGCCACCCAGUAGGCUUAUCUAGUGCCAGACAACUCUGAUCCUGAGAAUUCCCAGAUGAGAUUGGCCCUUGGCGGGGAGGGGCAGUGAAUGUGAGUAGAGAAGACCAUACAGAAGACCUCUCCCAGGGCUGGGAUGCCAGUUUCUUGGUGCUUUAGAGCCUUCAAGGAAGCCCUGCCUUGGGGCCCAUUUACAGCCUGCCCUGCCCAUCUAGACUCAGCUUGGGUACCAGGCCACAAGUCUCUUGGGGCAAAGGCUUCAAUAAAUGCCAGUCUCCCUCCAUUCUCAAUGCUGUACCCAGGAGGGAAGUGGCUUUCCACACCCCAGUAGGCUGAGUGCAUGCCCCUCAUCUUGCUGCCAGCGAUUUUCUCACCUGUGCCAGUGCCACCACUCCACAUGCCCUCAGCCCCCAGCCCCAGUUACUAGAGGGAGACUUGGGGGGUUUAGCAGGGAGACUCCAAGUUUACCCAUGUGUAUGUUGCAUCCAAGUUGUUUUUAAUAUAUAUAUAUAUAUAUCUCAAAAGCCAAUUAUCUAUUUUUGUAUUGUUUGCAUUUUAUAUUCAUGGAAAAUGUGUAUCAAUUGUUCUUUUCUGAUGUAUUUUAUUUUUAAGCGGUGCUGUUUACAGUUUUAAACAAAACAAAGAUGAU